Messenger RNA from Penaeus vannamei (Pacific white shrimp), 978 nucleotides. Lineage: Eukaryota; Metazoa; Arthropoda; Malacostraca; Decapoda; Penaeidae. The record is from RefSeq and is a predicted model, not a curated record.
AUGGAUAAUGAAACCUUCUUUACAUCCGGAUGGAUUGGGGAAGUGUUUCUAUAUCUGAAGUGGAUUUGGGAAGUGUCUCUAUAUCUGAAGUGGAUUUGGGAAUCUAUAUCUGAAGUGGAUGUAGGAAUACUUUCUAUAUCUGAAGUGGAUUCGGGAAGUGUUUCUGUAUCUGAAGUGGUGGGUUUGGAAAGUGUUUCUGUAUCUGAUGUGGAUGUAGGAAUACUUUCUAUAUCUCAAGUGGAUCUAGGACCCCUUUCUAUAUUUGAAGUGGAUUUGGGAAGUGUUUCUGUAUCUGAAGUGGAUGUAGGAAUACUUUCUAUAUCUCAAGUGGAUCUAGGACCCCUUUCUAUAUUUGAAGUGGAUUUGGGAAGUGUUUCUGUAUCUGAAGUGGAUGUAGGAAUACUUUCUAUAUCUGAAGUGGAUUUAGGAAGCGUUUUUUUAUCUGAAGUGGAUUGGGGAAGUGUUUCUAUAUCUGAAGUGGAUGUAGGAAUACUUUUUAUAUCUGAAGUGGCUUUGGGAAGUGUCUCUAUAUCUGAAGUGGAUGUAGGAACCCUUUCUCUAUCUGAAGUGGAUUUGGGAAGUGUCUCUAUAUCUGAAGUGGAUGUAGGAAUCUUUUCUAUAUCUGAAGUGGAUUUGGGAAGUGUCUCUAUAUCUGAAGUGGAUUUAGGAAGUGCUUCUGUACCGGAAGUGGAUUUAGGAUGUGCUUCUAUAACUGAAGUGGCUUUGGGAAGUGUUUCUAUAUCUGAAGUGGAUAUAGGAAUACUUUCUAUAUCUGAAGUGGAUUUGGGAAGUGUUUCUAUAUCUGAAGUGGAUUUGGGAAGUGCUUCUGUACCGGAAGUGGAUUUAGGAAGUCUUUCUAUAACUGAAGUGGCGGAAACAAGUACCUCAGUAACUUCCUCUCUUGCUGCUUCAGUAAUUCCUUCAGUAAUUUCUUUGGAAGUGAGAACCCCAUGGAUUAAAGUAUUUUCUAAUUCUUGA